This is a messenger RNA of Abrus precatorius (Indian licorice), 2020 nucleotides long. Its product is annotated as jmjC domain-containing protein 4. The record is from RefSeq and is a predicted model, not a curated record. Bases 99 to 1571 code for a protein of 490 amino acids. Gene Ontology annotation, biological process: negative regulation of gene expression; positive regulation of translational termination; protein hydroxylation. Lineage: Eukaryota; Viridiplantae; Streptophyta; Magnoliopsida; Fabales; Fabaceae. Gene Ontology annotation, cellular component: nucleus; cytoplasm. Gene Ontology annotation, molecular function: sequence-specific DNA binding; histone H4R3 demethylase activity. The transcript has 10 exons.
GGAGGCCCAGUCCUAAAUUAUUUUCUUCUUGUUCUAAGUUGCUGCUUGGUUGGUUCUGGGGAGAAGAAGCAGGUUGUGAAGUGUGAGAGGGGGUGGGUAUGGGCAUCGAUAUUAAGGGACAAAUCGAGAAGGUGAAUGGGAAGGAGCUGAGUUACCGUGAGUUUGUGGAGAGAUAUAUGCAGAAGAACCAGCCCGUGGUGCUCACUGGAAUGAUUGACCAUCACCAUUGGAGGGCUUGCACUGAUUGGGUCACCCCUCAUGGCCAACCCAAUUUUCAAUUUUUAUCCACCCAUUUUGCCUCUUCUAAAGUUCAGGUUGCAGAUUGUGACACCAGAGAAUUCACUGAUCAGAAAAGAGAGGAGAUAUUGGUGUCAGAUUUUAUAGGACGUUGCCUUCAACUUGAGGAUUCUGCAUGUCAGUGUAAUAAUGAAAUUGGUGCCACUAACUGUCACCCUAUAUCUGUACCAUAUUUGAAGGAUUGGCAUUUUGUAAAGGAGUAUCCAGAAUACGUAGCAUACAUCACUCCAAUGUUCUUUUGUGAUGAUUGGCUCAACCUAUAUCUUGACAAUUUCAAAAUGCAUACAGAUUCUGACACAGACCAACAAAAUAAGGAAAUAUGCUGUUCUGACUAUCGAUUUGUUUACAUGGGGGUGAAAGGAUCUUGGACUCCUCUUCACGCUGAUGUUUUUAGGUCCUAUAGCUGGUCAGCAAAUGUCUGUGGAAAGAAGAGAUGGCUUUUUCUAGAUCCUUCCCAGUGUCAUCUUGUGUUUGACAGGAAUAUGAAAAAUUCUGUAUAUAAUAUCUUUGAUGAAGUAUCUGACUCAAAAUUUCCUGGUUUUAACAAGGCAAUCUGGUUAGAAUGUACACAAGAAGCAGGUGAAAUUAUAUUUGUUCCUAGCGGAUGGUAUCAUCAAGUUCAUAAUUUGGAGGAUACGAUAUCUAUAAACCACAAUUGGUUCAAUGCCUAUAACCUUUCUUGGGUGUGGAAUUUACUUUUAAGGGACUACAAUGAGGCCAAGGAAUACAUAGAAGACAUCAAGGAUGUAUGUGAUGAUUUUGAGGGUCUCUGCCAGCGCAAUCUUGCUGCUAACACAGGGAUGAAUUUUUUUGACUUCCUUACUUUCAUGUCAUACUUCACCUUGGCCAACUUGGUGCUGCUUUCCUACGUAAAUGGAAGAUAUGGAAGUACCACUCAAAGUUCAUCAAUAAUAUCUCAGCAUUUAUCCAUGAAUCUUGGGUGUAUAAAAAAGAUUGCAUCGGAGAUGAAACACGUGCAUGCUCUGGAAGGAAAUCAUGACUGUGUUGUGGAUAUGAUCAAAGCAUAUGAAGAUCCUAGGUUUUCCAAAUUGUGCAUGCAUGUAGGAAGAACAUAUAUAAUGAUACAUGAGCAAUCUUAUUUGUCCUUUGAUAUCAAGAAUGCUUCACUGGGUGAUUUGGUGGACCUCAAUGUGAUGAAAGCGCACACAUCUUCUCAGAUCUACAAACCUGAAGAUCUUAUUAAAUUUAUGGACGAUGCUGUUGCAGAACUGAGUGACUGUUACAUUGAGCUAUCUGUACUCAGUGUCACUUGAUUGCCAUUUCAAAAUUCAUAUUCAACAACUGAUAGUGAUUGAAGUUGGAGCCAGCUACUGCAGUCUUCCAAUCUUUAUCUCUUGCCUUAGGAGCUUAUGAGACAAAAAUGGUAGCACCUAAUUAGCACUUGUCCUGGGUUAACAGUGGAUAUCACACUGUUCAAACUUCAAGUGCAUUAGUGAGUGGGGUUUGGUUGGUGUAUUCCUUCAAACUCAGGAAUUGCAGCUAUCAGACUGGGUCUCCAUAGUAAUUGUGUGAAGGUGGUCCACUAGGUUUCAGACCGUGGUAGUUGGUUGGGGGUUCCUUCCCCUUUUGCGUUGUUAUACUUUUUAGUGAUGUUGUACCUCAACCAUUGUGCAAAACUGAUAAAAUUAUUAUGUCUUAAAUAUAUUUUCUCUUAGUCAAAAGAUAUCCAUCUUUAUUUUAGAUCUAUAAAAUUAUUAUGGUU